UUGCUGCUGACAUCAGAGGCGCAGCUCCAGGGACAAACUCCGCUGCUGUGGAGUGUGUUUGCGCAGACAGAGGAAACGCAGGCUGGAAAAAACUUUACUCCGACACUCAGCGACCGUCUGCACUUUGUUUCUCCGCGUGAACGCGAGCCGCCGCUCUGGAUUAUUCAAACGCCUGGAGGAGGAAAAGAAGAAGAGUUUCAGGGGCCCGAGUUUAGCUCGUGUUUGUAAUUUUGUGCUCUUCAGCACAGAGCGCAGUUUCCGGAUACCAGCGCCACUGUUUAGGGGAGAUCUGCUCUGCAUUUGUUUGGAUUUUUUCCUUCUGCCCUUCCUGUCGUUUCUCUGUGAUAAGAAGUGAUAAGAAGUUUCUUUAACGGGAACAUGAAGUCACGCAGAUAACAAGGGUUGAAGUCUUUGCUCGCGGAGAGAAGUUGAGCUCUGUGCUCGAGUUCAACAGGGCCACUUCCUGAUGAUGACAGUAAACAUGGAUGAUGGUCUCCAAAAUGGACCCGGACUGCACAGGAACUCACAAGAUGAUGAAGAGGCGCUGAACUCCAUCAUGAAGGACCUGGCCGCUCUGGGUCGCUGCUACACUCAGCACCACAAGCCCAAGAACAGAACCUUACUCUACAGACAGGAUUUAAGAGUCAAGCUGGAGCAUGAGAGAGAAAAACGAAUCAUCCCGUUCCAGAGGCCGCUGAAGAUCAAGGAGCUGCUGCAGAAGGUGACCGAGGCCUUUGGGCAGCAGAUGGACAUGUUCUUCAUGGAGAAAGAGUUGCUGCUGCCCCUGAAGACCCAGGAGGACCUGGAUCAGGCGGUGCUGGCGCUGGGCUCCAGCUCGGGGAUUAACGGGCUGCUCAGGAUACUGCUCAAGACUCCCAAGAACAACCAUUACCUGCAGGUGACCAGCAGAGACAAACAGAGCGAGAUGAGAUCCUCGCGGUCACUGGGAGAUCUGAAGGGCUCCCUGCUCAAGGGUUCGGAGCGGGUGCGCAAGCACUCCACAGGCUCCCUUCACACGGGUCGAACGUCCCCGCCUCCAGGCAGCGUCCCCGAGGAGCAGCAGCAGAUCGCCCGUCAGGGCUCUUACACCAGCAUCCACAGUGAAGGGGAGUUCAUCCCCGAGACCCUCGACCAGAACAUGCUGGAUCCUUUUGGGAGUACGGACAACUCGCUGUCAAACAGCUGUCAAUCAAUAGACCAAGCACUGGACAGCCCCCCUUUCUCACAGAACAACCGUGACAACAAUUACCUAAACCUCAACUUCGAAUACAAAGGCCGCCACGGGAAAGGGGGGACUUUCCCUCGCCAGUUCCAGUUGCCCAAUCGCAGCAAGGAUUACGGAGACCGGCGCAGGACACUACCCAGGAGCUUCAUGCCUCAGGAGAACCUGUUCCAGCUGGUCCCCUCCAGUCGCACGCGCAGCUACAUCGGCGACAGCACGCUGCAGUACAGCGACAUGCGCACGCUGGGACGCACCGUGGACAAAAGCUGCCAACUUGGUACGGCCAAGUCACCAAGGGCGCCAGUCAACUGGCGACAAGGGAAGCUCCUGGGACGCGGCGCGUUCGGCGAGGUCUACCUCUGCUAUGACGCCGACACGGGACGCGAGCUGGCCGCCAAGCAGGUGCCCUUUGAUCCGGACUGUCAAGAAACCAGCAAGGAGGUGAACGCUCUGGAGUGUGAGAUUCAGCUGCUGAAGAACCUGCGCCACGACAGGAUCGUCCAGUACUACGGAUGUCUGCGGGACCUGGACCUGAAGAAGCUCACCAUAUUUGUGGAGUUCAUGCCCGGGGGAUCAAUAAAGGACCAGCUGAAAGCCUACGGGGCACUGACAGAAAAGGUGACGAAGAGAUACACCCGGCAGAUCCUUCAAGGAGUCUCCUACCUGCACAGCAACAUGAUUGUACACAGAGAUAUAAAAGGUGCUAACAUCCUCAGAGACUCCUCAGGGAACGUGAAGCUGGGAGACUUUGGAGCCAGCAAACGCAUCCAGACCAUCUGCAUGUCUGGAACAGGGAUCAAGUCCGUCACUGGCACCCCCUACUGGAUGAGCCCGGAAGUCAUCAACGGGGAGGGAUACGGCCGCAAAGCUGAUGUGUGGAGCAUUGCCUGCACUGUUGUGGAAAUGUUGACACAGAAACCUCCGUGGGCCGAGUACGAGGCCAUGGCGGCCAUUUUCAAGAUCGCCACGCAGCCCACGAAGCCUCUGCUUCCGGAGGGCGUGUCGGACGUCUGCAGGGACUUCCUGCGGCAGGUGUUUGUGGAGGAGAAGUGGCGGCCCACCGCGGACGUUCUUCUCAGCCACCUGUUUGUCCAGGGCUGCUUCUGAGGCCAGUGUGGGAACCCCCCCCUCC
Molecule: messenger RNA, 2354 nt
Organism: Solea senegalensis (Senegalese sole)
Lineage: Eukaryota; Metazoa; Chordata; Actinopteri; Pleuronectiformes; Soleidae
Gene: map3k22
Product: mitogen-activated protein kinase kinase kinase 22
Exons: 18
Coding region: 467-2329 (620 amino acids)
Biological process (GO): protein phosphorylation
Molecular function (GO): protein binding; protein kinase activity; ATP binding
Source: RefSeq, a predicted model, not a curated record